AUGGGUCGGUGGCUCGCAUGGGAUCCUGCUAUUUUAUCCCAACUCAGCGAGGCUCAUCAAGCUCUGUUCCCUGCCAUUCUUACCACCAAGCGCGGUGUGGACAGGAAUGUCGUGCGUCUCCUGAGGGACCGGACAGAAGGAAACACCAUGGUCAAGGUGUGGCGGCAGAUAGAGGAGAAUCACGUGGAAGAGUACCUUCGAUGCAAGGACCUCUACACCACGCUCCUUAUGGCUUUAGUGGCACCCGGAGGGAUCGUCUCUGCAUUGAAGCAGACGUUCAAGGCACCACCUCCUCAGAGAGAGAUCCCCUCUGCGCGUCUCUUGCGCCACGCCUUCCUGCUGGCCGAGGCCGACAAUGUGCGGGACUACCGGAGCCAGAUCCUCUCCACUUUUGGCACUGUGCUGAAAAUGGAUUCCACCAAGAAAGUGGUGAAGAAGCUGUCCGGCGAAGGUCAUGGCUCAGCCGAAUGGUUCACCAGCAUAGGAAACGAGCAUUCUCAAAUAGUUUCCUUUGUUCUCACUUGUGAGGAGUCCGCAAAGGAGCUGCAGCCGAUGUGCCACGGUGUCAUGGAAAGGUUUCGGCUGGCGGAUCAACCCGUCCCCAAAAUUCUCUAUGUGGACCGUGGGUGUUGCCGUGAAAAGGGACCGACAGCGUUGGAAACCAUGUUCCAGCCUUGGGUGGACAAUGGGAUGGUUGUGCGUCUGGACAUUUUCCAUUGGAUCCACCGGUUUGACGCAGCCAUCCGAUCAGAGUCGCACUGCAAGUACGCCAUUUUCAAGUCUGCCGUAGCUGGGGCAGUGCUGGCGUACAACCGCACGGACUUGGAGCUGCUCAUCAAGGCGGUCAGAGCCAAGGACCCGGCAGCGCUGAAGUCCGUGUCGGACGAGGAUGUGGUGCGGCUCUACAUUCCCAGGGAGCAGCUGAAGCAUCACGUGCGGAGGGUCACACUCGGGGCUCAGGAAACGUUCCAGCUCAUCCAGCUGGCCAUCGAGGAGCUUAAAGGUCCCGCCGGUCUGGAUGAGAAUGGAGUGAGCCUCUUCAAAACACCAGAGGCCAUUGAUGAGAUCUGGGCGGAGCAGCAGCGGCAUCUGGAGUGCAUCCAGGAUCCACCAGACAUGAGCAUGUAUAGGGUUGCACGUAACACAUCCAUCAACAAUGUGGAUGUGCCCUAUUAUAAAUGUCUGCGUGGAAGCAACAGCCUGGAAGGAUUCCACAAAGCUCUGCCGCAGAUGAUUCCAGGUCCUCACUGCGCAGCGCGGCCCUAUCAGGUUUACCUGCUAAGCGGCAUUGCGCGGUGGAACUCUGACAGGAGCUCAGAUGCCGUGUUUGGUGGCAGAGGACGGCGCCACAGGACCUACUCUGCGCCGCUGAUUGACCGCCUCAACACCCGCUGUCAGCAGCUGUUUGGUGAGACCGUGGAAGAGAACUUCCGGACCCCUGCUGAUGUCCCUUCCGACGAGCUGCUUGGGUUAGAGUACCUGUUCAGCCAGAGCACAGGUCUAUCGGGCACAUUUUCCCUUAGCGGCAUUGUCGAUGAUGGACCUGGUCCGGAGGAGGAGGUGGUUCAGCCCGGGCGGCCUGAUCCAGACGAGGCGUACGAGAGCGAUGUGGACCCACAGGACGAUGUUCCGGAUGCUGUCCUCGCCCGCAUCACACUCACCAGCGAUGAAACUUCCACUGUCUAUCCUCCGGCCUUUGAGGACGCCUGCAGCCCAAAUCCUCUUCCUGGCUUUCAAAAGCUGGAAAGGUUCUGCUCUGUGUUGGUGGAGAUUGGCUUGCUAGACGACAAGCUGUCACUCAGCACAGAGCAGCGGAACAGGGUCCUUGAAGCCUGGAAUGUCAUGGAAGAGCAUGACAAGCAUCCACAGCGAUUUAACCAGCUGUACAGAUCACACUGGGGCAACACCCUCUACUGCCGCACGAAAAGAGAUGACCCCUUCGAGGCUGCAGUAGUACAGCGGGUGAAGAUGGCCAAGCGGUACGCUCCAGCCCAACACGACAUCAGCGCGCAGCACAACAGACUGAUGUACACGCUGGUGAAACUGUUGUGGUUGCACUCACCUCAAGGGUCUCGCACCAGCCCUGAGAAGACCUUCAUCGUAAAGGCGUACCAGCGAAUCCAGCACCGGAUUUUGGUGGAGGAUCCAGUCCUCUGCAAGGCUGGCAUUCCUCUGCCAAAGAUUAACACAAAGACCGUGCGGGACUUCAUUCGGCGCCAAGAGAGGCUCCUCAACAUGCGGGCAACAAAACAGCCGUUGACCGUCACAAAGACCACCUCCAUCUCAUCCGUUGACCUACCUCCGGCACCACACCAGCCAGCGGUCCUCCCUGCACCAGACUACCCCCGGAUGGAAUAUGUGCCCACACCCAGCACGGCAGGCACAAAGGUGUUAAAGGGAAGGACAGAUGUGGUGAUGCCACUCUCCCGGCCUCAACCACCACUGUCGGCACCGCUGAGGAAAACCCCGCCCACUUCUACCAUCACCAGGCCCUUGACCUCCCUCUCUGCAUCUGCAGCAGCCCCUGCGAUUGCUGGUCCCUCCACACAGCCCAUGAUGCUCGCCAGUGCAUCAGCCCCUCUGAUUGCUGGCCCCUCCACACAGCCCACAAUGCUUGCGAGUCAGUCAGCUCCUGCGAUUGUUGGUCUGCCCAUCUCAUCCUAUCCAUCUUUGCCCAUGAUGCCCGCUUCUGAAAGCACAUUCUACAGCACUGACAGUCCUUCAGCCUGGGCGAGAGCUACGCUGUAUAAGCGUAAACUGAAGGAAGCUCCCUCAGGUAUUGGAGAGAAAUUAUCACGGGUGCAAAAUCUCCCCGUUUGUACACUCUGCCGCCAACCGACCCAGGGACACAAGAAAUACAAAAAAAAGAGUUUCUGUCCAGUAAAAAUGAUGUCUCCAUCUAAAGGUCUAAGCAGCAGAGUGUAUGAUAGCUACGAACACUUUAUGUCUGUUGUGGAUGACUUUUAGGAAUGAGGUGUAGCUCCUCUUCUCUCCUUGGGGAUCGGCAAAUGUAAAUAGUUGAAUGUAAAAUAGUUGUUUAAACCAUGCUCCGUGUUUUUUAUUAAUUCCCUUAACUGUAGUGUUGUGGUGUUAUUACUUGGUACAAUGCUGCUAUAAAUCAUCAGUGUAACAUGUAAGAGCAUUAACAACAUUAUAACAUUGCUGCAAUUAUUGAUCUCUGCACUUUGUGAAUUCUCAUCCAUGGUACAAUGCUGCUAUAAAUCAUCAGUUGUAAC
Brienomyrus brachyistius is the source of this 3236-nucleotide messenger RNA. RefSeq lists its product as uncharacterized. The transcript is spliced from 6 exons. Lineage: Eukaryota; Metazoa; Chordata; Actinopteri; Osteoglossiformes; Mormyridae. The record is from RefSeq and is a predicted model, not a curated record. Bases 1 to 2967 code for a protein of 988 amino acids.